UCUCGCGACACGCGGGCACGAGACCGCGACGCUGACCAUUGUGGUCCUCGUCUUUGUCGUCGAACUCCUACUGACAGGCCACCAGCACAGUCGUUGAUAAGUUACUGGAUUGUCGUCCUGCUUCGGAACUCUGUCUACAUACAGUCGCUCUUCAGUGCGGGGCGGAAGAUCCAGCCACUCCCCAGAAUACAAUCCAGUGUACCGCACCUGUGCCGCGUGCAUCUCUGAGUGGCACAAUCGACUCUGCGUAUAUAUUGCGACACCUUCUCUCAAAGCCACUACUUAACCGCGUCUCAUCAUUCCGCACACAUCCUCCAGGAUCCACUUGUCCUUUUCGUCUGCAUCAUCGUUCGCUGUCAGCCUCUGGUCGAUUCAUCAUGCUCACCAACAUCGAGCUCGCCAUCUCCUCAGUCUUGCGUAAGCGCGAAGAGGUCACCGUGCCGAGCGUUCUCGUCGACUACCUCAGAAUCAUCGGCUACAUAGCACCGGGGCAGAAAGAGGUCAUCGUCCCCCACGAGGCAGUUGCCGCUUUCGAACACGCACUGGACAAAGAACCCGUCCUACGAGCGCGUCGUGCCACUCCCGACGCCAGCCUUCGUACACACAUGUACACGAAGGAGAUCACGAAGCUCAGGAAGGAAUACUGGAAGCAGAAGCUGAGCGCGUCGUAUCCCGUGCGCUGUACAUGCCCGACGUGCGGGCACACGGUCCCCUACGAGAGGCAGCCGGAGGUCGACGAGCACAACGAUGACGUGCUCGCGGAGAAGCGCAAGCUACGGCGUCUGAAGGGCGGAGGAAAGAAAGUGAAAUCCCGUCGCGUCGUCAAACGCCCGCGGGACUCCACCUGUGCGGUCGCACCCAUCGAUCCAUAUGGACCCUCCACAAGUGCUUUCGUCAUGUAACAACGUAUUUCUCCCAUGACUCGUGUAUCCUCUGAAACGGGCUCUUGGUUAUCGCGUCUCUGUAUUUAUAGGGGUGUCUUCUCAUCAUCGAUAUGUACCGUCCCUCAACCACAGGAUCGAGGCUAUACUGUACCUCUGUAUAAUAAUGACAGUGUUU
Molecule: messenger RNA, 1059 nt
Organism: Fomitopsis serialis
Lineage: Eukaryota; Fungi; Basidiomycota; Agaricomycetes; Polyporales; Fomitopsidaceae
Exons: 2
Coding region: 378-902 (174 amino acids)
Source: RefSeq, a predicted model, not a curated record